Messenger RNA from Hansenula ciferrii, 864 nucleotides. RefSeq lists its product as uncharacterized. Lineage: Eukaryota; Fungi; Ascomycota; Saccharomycetes; Phaffomycetales; Wickerhamomycetaceae. The transcript has a single exon. The record is from RefSeq and is a predicted model, not a curated record. Bases 1 to 864 code for a protein of 287 amino acids.
AUGGAUGAAUAUAAAUACAAUAUAGAUACCAUAACAAUUAAUAAUUUUAUGUUCUUCACCAGGAAAUUUGAUUCUGAUGAUUUUUUUAAAAAAAAUAGUAAAAGAAAAGAUUUAAAUUUGAUUAAUUUAGAAACACUAGGUAAAAUUAAUAAUCAUAAAUGGUCACAAACCAUCAAUAUUAACUCUGAUAAAUUUAAUAAAAUUAUUGAUAAAGAUAUUCACAAUCCAGAUUCAAUUAAUGAUCAAUCAGAAUCAAAACCAAUUGAAUAUAUUCUUAAAAUUAUAGAUCCUGAAUUUUUCUGGUUAAAUUUCAUUAAAUAUGGAAUGAAAAAAGGUGAAUCACUUGAACCACGUUUAGGCUAUGAUAUAGCUUGUAAAUCUUACUUAAAUGAACUUGUCGCCUUCAGAGACAUUGGUAAUUAUAACAAGAGUUGUAUUGAUGAGGAACAAAUGAUCAAUAUUCCAACAUUAGUUAAUUUUGGAAUUAUUAAUAUGGAAAAUCCAACACAUAGAGUUAAAGAUCAAGAAUCGAUUUAUGAACCAGAUGAAGCUAAAAUUCCUAAUCAUGUAUUCUAUUUCUUGAUGGAGAAAAUCCACAAAACAAAUCAUACUAUUACUCAAAACCAUAUCAAAUCAUUAAAACAACAAAUACACAAUCUGAAUCAUAUUGUUAACAUACGACAUAAUGAUAUUAGAGGUGAUAAUAUCAUAAUAUCAGGUGAAAAGGCUUAUUUAAUAGAUUUUGGAAAUUGUGUGUUGUGUAGAUCCAAGGGGAAGCCAAUGUAUCAGAAAAUUGAAAGAUCAAAUGAUUUGAAAAUGCUUGAAGAUUAUAUUGAUAGAAUUAAUGAAAAGAUUGGUAAUUGA